Molecule: messenger RNA, 1798 nt
Organism: Durusdinium trenchii
Lineage: Eukaryota; Dinophyceae; Suessiales; Symbiodiniaceae
Source: the annotation of a GenBank genome assembly
GUGCUUUUCAGACUGAGAAUCCGAACUCAUGUAACGCCAAGAGGCUUCAUGGCUGCCGGAGCUGAAGCCGCCAUUCUCGACGCCACCUCUCGAUCGAUCCCUCUCCUUCAGUGCCGCCGAAGUGCCGCGCCGCGCCGUGGGCAUUCUGGCUCCCAAAAACGGUCGUUCGUCAGACCUCUGGUCAGUUUCUUGGAGUUCGCAGGUCGAGUCGUUGAGACUCCGACUCCCCGCCGUUCCGAAGCUUGUGUUGCAAGCUAUCAAGCUCGAGUGUGUUGCACCUACACGUGUUCCAAUCCGACAAGCUGUGACAAGAGGAGUUAUGGCCAGCUCUGUAGCCCUCUCCGAGGCUUCCAACACUGUAGCAGUUCACUUUCAACCGGCUGAAUGCCCAAGGACCUUGGAAGAAGCAACCGCGUUGUUCACAAGGUUCGGUGAUGUGGCCCGAUUGGAUACCUCUUUGGGAUCCGUCACUGGCCUGGUUUUCGUGACCUUCUUUGACGUGCGUGUGGCACAGAAGGUCCUACAGCAAUUCGUCCCAUCGGCUGAGCCCUUCCAGCCUGCGAUCCACGACUUUCGUGCUGUCAGUUUGCAAACCUCCGUGUUUUCUGAGCUUCCAGCGCACUUCCCGGGCUUUCACAGUUUCGGGGAGAUCGCAGGAGUGUCCAGCUGCGGGGAGGAUAUCGUCGUGGAGUUCUACGAUAUGCGGGCCGCUCAUCAGGCCACCUUUUGUGUACCUGGCACCCGGCCCAAGAAGAAUGCCGGCUUGACUUCUCCGCCGGCGCCUGGACUGGAGAGCAAGUUGCCAGUGUCCCACUACGUUUCUGGGGCAGACUGGGUCAAGGAGACGAUGAACGUGUGCAGCAACCCCGUGGAGAGCGUCGAGGCGCUCGCCGAGCCCGCCACCGUGCCCACGCCCACCGUGGCGAUCACGUCGGGCCGUCCUGCCGAGACCAAGACCGGCCCUACAUACCAAGGACCUGGAAAGCCCUUGAGGGAGAAAGUGCGCACACAGGACUUAUCCAAAUUCGACAUUGUGCCCGAAAAGAUCCGCAAGAACGAGGACCCUCGCACCACGGUGAUGUUGCGGAACAUCCCCAAGGCUUGCAGCCGCGAAUCCAUCGUGGAGCUCCUGGUACCUUUUGGGCUGUCGAACAGGUACACAUUCUUUUACAUGCCAUUUGACAAGCGACGCAACGUUCACUGCGGCUUCGCCUUCAUCAACUUCAGGUCAGCCGCAGAUGUUCUUGUACUCUAUGAAUGCAUGACGCCUGCGUUUUGGAAAUCCUACCUGAAUAAAGGCCAUCUCACUGUUGCCACGAUGCCUGGCGUGAGCUAUGCUCGCUUGCAGGGCCAAGACCAGCUGACGAAGCACUUCAGCCUCUCUGCCGUGAUGCGUGACAGCGACGCACGGAAACGCCCGCUGUUUAAACAGAAGCAGCAGAGCGUCGGUUCCGAGGAGGAGUUGCCGUCGGCCGAUGAUUCCAAGUACCAGCCAUGUUACGUCCCGAUGAGCGCGUUGCAGGAGGAUUUGAAACUGCAGGAUCUGGAUUCAGAAAUCCAGGCACUGGGAGAUUUGGGAUUCGAUUGCGCCAACAUGCCUGCCUUUGGGGCCUGAGGAAACUCUGAUACGUCAGGAAGAUGACCUUCCUGGGAGCGGAGCGCUCUAAAAAGAAGGCGACUGCCUUCGGGGCCCUAUCCCCUUUCGCGCGAGGGUCGCCUCCAAGGUCGUGCUUGACCGAGGUGAUUCUCGACGCUCUGUGCCCAGAGAACCGGUAUUUUGGUUAUGGGGGGAUGACCC